AGUAGUAGCAGUAGUAGUAGUAGUAGUAGCAGUAGUAGUAGCACCAGUAGUAGUAGUAGUAGUAGUAGUAGUAGUAGCACUAGUAGUAGUAGUAGUAGUAGCAGUAGU
Molecule: messenger RNA, 108 nt
Organism: Oncorhynchus kisutch (coho salmon)
Lineage: Eukaryota; Metazoa; Chordata; Actinopteri; Salmoniformes; Salmonidae
Exons: 2
Source: RefSeq, a predicted model, not a curated record